Molecule: messenger RNA, 1880 nt
Organism: Hydra vulgaris (swiftwater hydra)
Lineage: Eukaryota; Metazoa; Cnidaria; Hydrozoa; Anthoathecata; Hydridae
Source: RefSeq, a predicted model, not a curated record
ACCUAACUUUACGCUAUGGAAUCAUGUACUUACCAAGAGCUAUGAAGCGCACGUGGAACACUGUAAAAAGCUGAGGAUGAUGAACAGUUUUUCUAAAGUACUCUAUAAACUGAAGUUUAAAAUUAAUACAUUGUGCUAUGGCAUCUAGUGAUUCUGACGAUGAGCUUAUGGUUCCAACUUUUUUGCAAAAUGAAUCAAUCGCUAGUGUUUUAACACCAAAAAAAAUUUUUAAUCAUGAAUACACUUUGUCACCUUUAACUCUUACACCUCCUUCAUGUAUAUCAAAAAAAAGAAAUCAUUUUUCAUUAUUAGGCUUGCUUUCAGAAAAAAGCAAUUUAGUUGUUAAGCUCGAGGAAAAUGAAAAAAUUGAUCAAAUGAGAAAGUCUUUUGAAGAAGAUGAUUUGGCUAGAUUGGUAGAUGAGACUGAAAAUACAGAAUGUGAAGAUACAAAUCAUUCUCAAGAAAUUGAAAAUCAAACUCAAAAUUUAAACACACAUGAUAAGCAGAUUCUGCAAAAGGUAACAGGUUUUCUUGAAAAUGAUUUCCCAGAAAUUUGUCCCGGUGAUGAGAUUUUUAUACAUCAAGUAAAUGAAGAGUCAAUUCAAAACUUGACUCCUUUAUUUAAAUAUUGUGAUAUAGAUUUGGUUGACUUAAAUAAUGAGAUAUUAAAAGAUGAUGGUGUUGCAACAAGAUUAGAAAUUGAUGUGACAACUGCAAAUGAUAUUUGUGAUUUAUUAAGUUUUUUGACAAUCGAUGAAUCAACUCCUGAUGAUGUUUGUCAUUUAUUAUGGAGACUGGUGUGCUUGCAUAAAGACAAAGUUGUAUCAGAAUCAAUAUACAAUCUUCUUAUCUCUAAAGUCUUGAAGAAAAAUGUUUGGCUUCCCAAAGUUGCAGAUUUUGUUGAUUUUUUAAUUACACUUGGUGCUGAUGUCUUCAAACUUUCAUUUCCUCCAUUUGUUACCAAUCCAUUUGUUACUAAUCUUAAUUUGGCAAAAAAUUUAGAUGACACUGAAAAAUGUUUUAUACGAAAAAAAUUUAAUGAAAGAUGUUUCAACUUGAUAUCAAUUAUAAGAUUGUAUGGAUACUGUGUUCAUAACAAGCUCGUGAAACUAUGUACUGAUGAAAUUGAUGGUUUACUUCUUGUUUUAUUAAGAUGUUGCUUAGAUAAAGUUUUGGAUCUCUACAGAUUGGAUUUAAUUAAUUUGAUUGGAAGCUUGUUGGAUUUCUAUGUUCAGUGGAAUAAAGAUCAGAUGGUCAAAUUAACAACAUGUAUUUAUGCAAUGAAUUUACAUCAUCAUAACAUUUUACAACUGUCAGAUUUCAUCCCUAUGACUUUGCGAGGUUUACAGUUUAAACAAUUAUUUUGUUUUUUAAUGUCAUCAUCAAUGAUAACAGAUGGUCUAUGGAAACAGAGUGAUGUUGAAUGUCCUGUUACACCUCGUUUGAUUUCAAAAUUGAUUGAUCAAAUUCAUAUAAAUGAAGCUACAAACUAUUACAAGCUUCACUCUGUAAUUCUAUUAUUAGAAGCUUCUUUAUAUACCGAUGAUGUUUUGUCUACACAAAAGAUCAGUUUGUCAAGCAUAAUGAACAAGUUGCGAUCAUUAAAUAGUGAUAUAAAAGAGUGUAGAGGUCACUUUAUAGACAGGACCAAAGUAAAAGAUGUGAUUAUUCGAUUUGUAAGCAAAAUUAUGUUUGCUCUUCAAAACCUUCAAACACAGUGUCAUUUGGAUAGUUAUUUCGAAAAGACCAGCUCCAAUAUAAUUAUCGUAGAAAGUGUGAAGCAGACAGCAAAUGAUGAAGACGAAACUUCAGAAUAAAAUUUUUUUAUUUUAUUUAUUAUGACAAAACUUUAUUACAAAAAGAUUUUAUAACUAUUAAAA